This is a messenger RNA of Botrytis fragariae, 807 nucleotides long. RefSeq names its product putative nad dependent epimerase dehydratase family protein. Bases 1 to 807 code for a protein of 268 amino acids. Gene Ontology annotation, molecular function: protein-containing complex binding. The record is from RefSeq and is a predicted model, not a curated record. The transcript is spliced from 3 exons. Gene Ontology annotation, cellular component: mitochondrion. Lineage: Eukaryota; Fungi; Ascomycota; Leotiomycetes; Helotiales; Sclerotiniaceae.
AUGUCAGUUACCAAGAGAAUAGUAGUUUGUGGUGGGAAUGGAUUUUUGGGUUCAAGAAUUUGUAAAUCAGCGGUUGCAAGGGGAUGGGAUGUUACCAGUAUUAGUCGAUCCGGUGAACCAACUUGGUCUUCAGUAUCGUCUUCUUUCACACCACCCGCAUGGUCUCAUAAAGUAACUUGGGAACGCGCCGACAUCCUCAAACCAUCUACCUAUGCUCCCCUCCUCAAAUCUGCAGACUUUGUCGUUCAUUCCAUGGGUAUUCUCCUUGAAGCAGACUACAAAGCGGGCUCCCAAAAUCCCUUGACUCGUCAACCAGGCGAGGACUUACAUUCUCAAGAGAGAGACGGCCAAAUAACCUACGAACUUAUGAAUCGAGAUUCUGCUAUUACACUCGCUUCUGAAUCCUACAAAGAAAAUGUCCCCGCAUUUGCAUAUAUAAGUGCAGCAGGCGGAGCACCAGUUUUACCUCAAAGAUAUAUAGAUACGAAGCGUGCUGCUGAAAGUACGAUUGCCAGCGAGUUCCCAAAGAUGAGGAGUGUAUUUAUUAGACCAGGUAUGUUAUAUGAUAGCUCGAGGAAGAUCACAAUGCCAUUGGCUGCGGCGACAGGUUUGGGUGCUGCGUUUAAUGGGCUCACGGGAGGAAUAUUUGGGGGAAUCAUGGGGGCUGCGGGUGUCAAACCACUCAAGGCGGAUGUGGUUGCUGAAGCUGUUGUGGAGUCUCUGAGUGAGGAGAGCGUUAAAGGUCCUGUUGAGGUCAAGGAGAUUGAAGAAUUGGCCGAGAAAGCUUGGAGAAAGGGUAUGUUAUAA